AAGAGAGCGGAUGUGACGACUUGCUGUGCGACAGCUUGACCGAGGCCCGUUGAAAACACCGCAGCUGAGCUCAGCCUGCUGCUGCAGCUGCUGCCUUCACCUCCGAAUACAAAAACAAUCGCUACCCGCUCUCUUCACCGAAUCGAGGACCCACCGAAGGCUGCUUCACCUCGGCGGUUUGAAGCUGCGACGUCCGUUGAGUGCUCGGCGGUGUCCUGGUGCUGCUUCUCCGCCGUGUUUGUGUUUGCUGGCGGCUGGAAAUGGAGGCGGCCAGCGGGCUGCUAGGUAGCCUGGUAGCGGCGGAGGGGAGCGGCUGAACGGAGCAGACGAGACACGGAAUUGAAAACACUCAGCGGAUAAAGAGCUCUCGGUCGGCCGGCUGGUUAGCAUGGUGGAGUAGCAACGGCCGUAGAACCGACGGACGGCUCGCUCUAACCAUGGCCCCGGGCUCGCUUGUGGCGGCCUGCCGCAGCCUGGCCCUCUCGACGUGGCUACUGUCCUUCUGCUUCGUCCACCUGCUGUGCCUGGACUUCACGGUGGCCGAGCGGGAGGAGUGGUACACGGCCUUCGUCAACAUCACCUACGUGGACCCGGCCACCUCAGAGCUGCGCACCGAGAAGACGGAGUGCGGCCGCUACGGGGAGCACUCCCCGAAGCGGGAUGCCAAGGGGGUGCUGGUCCUGCCCGCGGCCCCGCUGGACCGCCAGGCCUGCGACUCCAACACCCGGUUCCUGCCGCCUGCUCAGGCCUCGUCCUGGAUCGCGCUGAUCGCCUCGGGAAACUGCACCUACAAGGACAAGAUCCGCCACGCCGCGGCCCUCAACGCCUCGGCGGUGGUCAUCUUCAACGUGGGCUCCGCCAACGCCAACGACACCAUCACGAUGCCGCAUCUAGGGGCCAGUGAGGUCGUCGCCAUCAUGAUCCCCGAACCCAAAGGUCGUGAGGUGGCAUCGCUGCUGGAGCGCAACGUGACGGUCACCAUGACGAUCACCAUCGGCACCAGGAACCUGCAGAAGUACGUGAGCCGGACGUCGGUGGUGUUCGUGUCCAUCUCCUUUAUCGUGCUGAUGAUCAUCUCGCUGGCCUGGCUCGUCUUCUACUACAUCCAGAGGUUCCGCUACGCCAACGCACGAGACCGCAACCAGCGUCGUCUUGGUGACGCAGCGAAAAAGGCCAUCAGCAAACUGCAGAUUCGAACCAUCAGGAAGGGCGACCAGGAGACCGAGUCCGACUUCGACAACUGUGCCGUCUGCAUCGAAGGCUACAAGGCCAACGACGUGGUCCGGAUCCUGCCCUGCAGACAUUUGUUCCAUAAGAGCUGUGUGGAUCCGUGGCUGCUGGACCAUCGUACGUGUCCCAUGUGUAAGAUGAACAUCCUGAAGGCGCUCGGCAUCGCGCUGAACGCCGACUGUCUGGACGACCUGCCGCUGGACUACGACCUGGCUCUGGGCGGGGUGGGUGGAGUCGGGGUGUUGGCGCUGGAGGCGGUGGUUUCCGGGGCGUCCAGCGACGGAACGCUGAGCGAAGGCGGCUCCUCGGUGGUUCUGGACCCGGGCGUGAGACGGGUCGGGCUCCCACAGGACUACCAGGACCCCGAUACCCUCAGAGACAGUCCGGUGACCGCCACCACCGACACCCACACAGGUGAGCUCCAGCCGAUGGCGAGCAGCGCCUCGGUGGCGUCGUUCGUCAUCGCCGUGGAGACGGGCCUGUCGGACGAGGAGGGGUUGAUGGAGCCUCAGCUGGGGGACAAAUGCUGAGAGCAGAACCAAACCGGAACCGGGCCACAACAGACUUCAGCGGGCCUGAAGGUCCGACAGUGACGAAAACAUCUGAACCAGAUCCGCUCCGAGCUCGGGCCAGGAUCUGGUUCUGGUGACCAAUCUAAACCCGGAACCAGCAUCAGGGUUCUGCUUGGUUCUUGUCUUAGACGCGUACUACUCAAUGCCAACCUGUCUGGACUCCAGGUGGACUCGAGCCCGGCUGGAACCAGGGCUGAGACCUGGAUGGGUUUUAAUGCAGAAUCGUUCAUGUUAGGAACCUGUAAGACCCGGUUUGGUUUUUGGUUCCACCGGGUUUGUCCCAUUUUGAACUGUCUGCCGUCUCGGUUCGCUCCGUUUAGAAAGGAGAAAAAUAAACUUCCUGCUUCAUUUCAAACGCUGUUGAGCCUUUCUGUGUGCAGACCUUCAGUUGGGUGUCUGUCAGCGAUCCGGUCCAGGAUCCUGAGGAGUUCUCUGGAUCUUCAGUGGAAUAUUCAGUUCCCUGGUUUCGCUUGUCCCGGUUGGUCUGGAUUGUUUGAACAGUUAUUCUGGUUAAUUUAGCUCCUGUUGAUUAGCAUCGUUUCCGUCAGGACUUUUAUUUGAGAUGGACGCAGCUGCAGCUUCUUCUCCUGGAACUUUGCUGACGGACUCUUGGCGGUGUUACUGCAGCAGUGUUGCUCGUUUCCUCUCUUUUUGCCCGUCUUUGUCUUUGUUCUCGUUGGGUUCUUCAUCUUGACAGUGGUUUGGGUUCCAGCAGGGUUCCUGGUUUCCAGAACAGAACAGAAAUGAUGAGUUUAAAUCAGUCUUUCUAAAGACCACCACAUGGACUUUAGUUCUCCUGCUGUACAGACCAGAACAUGGUUGAUUCUGCUGUGAGGUUUACAGAACGUCCUCUAAUCGAACCUUUUCUGUUUCCUCUGUAGGAACCAGCAGCUUUGCUGUUAACUCAGAGUGACCAUGACGGCCCCAACAAUCAAUCGAUUGGUUGUCGAUAUCAGAUUAACCACCACCUGUUCUGAUAACCAGGUUAUUUAUUACUAACUCUUUAAAAUCUGUGAUUGCAGCUUCGUCAAUGUGAAUAUUUGGGUUUCUUUCCUCCUCGAUGACACUAAACUGAAAAUCUUUGGCAAUCUGAACAUUUGUUGAUGUUCUAACUGCAGGAACGUUCCCUGCAGAACCUUUAGAACCUCUUUGAGGGCAAAUUUUGCCCAGAAACACUGCUGUGAUAGGUUAAAGUGAGAGAGGACAGCAUGUUUUCUGUCCUCUCUAAUCUCCGUGAGGAACAUAAAGUUCUCCAGAUGUUCCAACACAACAAACCUCCAUUGUUUUGCUGGUUUGAACUGCUUGGUCCUGGUUGGUUCUGUUCUCUGAGUUAAUAUUUGGAUCUCCAGUGGAAACAGAAAGUCUGAAGAUUGAUCCUGUAAACCUUCACCUGAACAGAGUCUCCAUCCAUCCAUCCAUCAUCUCCACACCUCUUUAUCCUCUGUAGGGUUUCCUCAGCAGAAAUCCUCCUGAUGAGCUUUCUUUCGGUCUUUAGGUUCAAGUUUACAUUAACAAGUCGUGUGAGGAGGAACUUUGUAAUCAUUUCUGGGUUUAAAGACAGAUUCUGGUUUCCUGUUUGAAGCAGAUCAGAGCUAACGGAUGUAAAGAUGGAUCCUCGUUCAGUUUUUCUGUCCCGACCGCUCGUCUCUCGCUGCCUUUUUAAAGACACGUUUACCUUCAACCCGACAAUCAUGGAUCGGAGCUUCGUCCUGCUGAUCGUCUCUCUGGACUUUAAGAGUCGGAUCUGCAGCUGGAACGCCACAGCGGCUGUAAAGCUGUGAAUAAACGGACACUCGAGCACAGAAUCUCAGCCCAACGUGUAAAUAUAAAUGUACAUGAACCCGAGUUCACCGUCGGACCGCGUGGAGUCGCGUCACGUCGCUGCCGUGAGUUUCCCGAGAGAGAUAAAGAUUGUCGUCUAUUUUGAUACCAGAGGAGACGUUUAUUUUUGUAACGAAGAGACGGAAUUCCUCCCGCUGUGUCUGAAUGAUUCUCAGCGAGGUUGAGUUCCGAUCGGGCGGAUUUCAGUGUUGAUUAUUUGUGUAAUUGUACAGACGGUUUGAGGAGAACCUCAAUGAAACGAAACCCAAAACUAUUGUGAAGGUUCUGGAUGGAAACUGAGAGAACUGAGCCGAGUGUAGGAGAACCAAAGCUGCACUGAUCCGUCCGGCAAAAUGGGAAUAAAAGGGCGUAAAGUUAAACAGUUUGCUUCUAAAAAGAGUAAAGUCCUGCUGGAUCUUCUUUUCUGGAACUAUGAUGAUAAUAUUUGGGGUAAUUAAGUGAAGAUGGUGCUUCUGGUUCUGGUUCAUUUUCUCUCAGACUCUCAUCAGAAUGCUUUUAUUUUGUAAGGUCCUUCCUGUUUCUCCGCUGCCUCCUCACGUUGAGGACCAGUUUGAAUUUAAACCAGCAUGUUCCACGGCGACGUCUCGGCCAGUUUUCUUUUUCAUCUUUACUUUCAAGGAAUUCUUUUCUUUCUUUAUGUGAAAACAAACUUAAACCUCCUUUGAAUCUGUUUCUGUUUGAGCCGCAGAGACUGAAGCUGCCGUGACACGAUGAUCCGUCGCUAUUGGACUUCCUGAAAACCGUCAAAGCUGCUGUUUUAAUUUGGUGCUCUUAUUCUGAAAUCGCCUCUUAGGGUUUUUUUUCCAACAUGCACUUCCUGUCAUUGAGAAAGCUUCCAGAAGAAUGUUUUUUGACAUUUUAGACCUAAAACUGACAUAUUUAGCUUUAGCAAAAUCUAAAAUAUCUAAAUUAACAGCCUCCUUUCUGUAUUCGACUCGAUUCUCUUUAGAUUUAGAAGUUUAAAUUGACAAGCGAGACAGUCAAGCUGCCUGUGAUAGCAACGGCUAACGGAAUGUUUUAGGUGUCAGGAAUUUCACAUCCAUGAGUUGAGUUUUUCCAAUUCUGUCGUCUUGAAGUAGAAUAUAGAGAAACUUGGAAUCAGUUUUUUUUAUUCUUGUGAAGCUAAAUUAUUCCAAAAAUGUUCCAGUUUCCUGUAGUGAUGGACAGAAAUGUGCAAACUAUGACUCUCAUUGUUAUUGUUGUAAUUAUGGGAUGACGAGUCCAAAUUACCAUAUCUUUUAAUCGCAGUUUCAUUUCUGAGUUUUAUGGAAAACAAUUCUAGUCAGAAAGACUCUUAAUUAUGAAGUUUCGUCUAUCAUCUUCCAUCUAUCUAUGUUAGCAUUUGCUAACAGGAAGUUUUAGAUGUUUAGGUUAGGGUUAGUUUUACAUCCGGACUGUUUAGCAACAAGGUUUUAGGGAUUCUGAUGUCUCGAAGUCGAAAAUAGAGUACCGUAUUUUCACGACUAUAAGGCGCACAUAAAAGUCUUAGAUUUUCUUCAAAUUGUGCGGCGCGCCCUAUGGUGCAGUGCGUCCUGUGUGUGUUGUUGUUGUUGUAAGGCGGACGUAGACCAGGUGUUUUUUUCCACACAUCACCAUCGCUGUUGAUCUGUGACUCUAUGCGUGCCCAUCUCACAGCCGAUGUGAAAAAACAAGUGAAGCAAAUGAACUCUGAGCUUGCUGUCAUUCCGGGAGGCCUGACAAAGGAACUCCAACCGCUGGACAUCGGUGUGAACCGGCCGUUCAAAGUAAGGCUGCGAGCGGCGUGGGAGCGAUGGAUGACCGAUGGAGACCACAGUUUCACUAAGAGUGGAAGGCAGCGCCGGGCGAGUUACGCCACAAUUUGCGAAUGGAUUGUAGAUGCUUGGGCUAACGUGUCUGCUGGCACUGUUGUUCGAGCUUUCGCAAAAGCCGGCAUCAUUUCCGAGGCGCCGCACGGCACGGAAAGUGACUCUGACAGUGAAGAAAGUGAACCUGGCAUGUUUGAUGGAGGUUUAGCGCAGCUGUUCAAUUCAGAAACAGAGGAUGAGGACUUCCAUGGGUUUGAUUGAUGACGAUUACCGGUAAAAAAAAAAAAUGUGAAUACCAAACUCAGUUUUACUCCCGCUCUAUUUUUAAAUACGCACACUUGUAUGCUUGUGUGUGUUGUUGUAAGGCCGACGUAGUAGAGGACACCAUGAGAACGUUAAAGGGGGAAGUGUGGGCGUGGAUUGUAUAUAAAACCCUCGCCAUAUAAUCAGGUGCGCCUUAUGUGUGUUUUAAAUACAGUAAUGGCACACAUAACUGAGACUGCGCCUUUUGGUACAGUGCGCCUUUUGGUCGUGAAAAUACGGUAACUUGGAAUCAGUUUUUUAUUUUUUUGAAGCUAAAUUAUUCGAAAAUCGUUCCAGUUUCCUGUAGCGAUGGACGGAAUUGUGCAAACUGACUUCUUGACGAUCAUCAUGUUUGUUGUAACUAAGGAGUCCACAGUAUCGCAACCUUUAAUUCUAAUAAAUGAGACUCUGAUGAAGUUUCGUCUUAAAAACAAGGAUAAUGUAAAGGUUUCAUACCAAUGAGAUAGUCGUAAAUGUAAAAAUGGGAAGUAACGACCAGAUUAAUAAGAAGAAAUGACUCAAAAACAAAACCCAACUUUCCCUUCUUCUGUUGGCUUUACCAGUCUGAUAAUGGAGCUUUAAAAGAUUAAAGUAAAACUUGGACCAUCGUGUCACUGCCAGUAAUGACGUCUGGUCAGAUCAGCACCUCCCCGAAUGCUGCGUUCUGAUUGGUUGCGCGCCUCUUUUGAUGAUGCACUUUAAAUUCUGUUACUCUGGAAGGUUCUGGAAAAGUUUCUCCUAUUGUUCCCUUCACGACUCUUUUCUUUUCCACUUUGUUUUGUGUGUUUUUUGCCAGUUUUUCUCACCGUUGGGGAUGUUUCUGGAUUAUUAUAGAUUCUACUUAAUUUCUGCUGAGAACAAGUUUUUGGACGAUGUUUUCAGGUGGAUUUAAAACAUUUCAAGAACUCCGCUGGUGUUCGGUUCUAAUUAUUUAAAGGCGGAACUUUUAAUCCUUCCAGAGACGCUGAGAGUCGAUCUGCUGCCGGGGCGACAGGGUGCGAUGUUGUGUUCGUUUCUAUGAUCUUAACGUGGACUUUGUUUUCCAGAAAAUUCGUUUGUGCGAUUUGUCCUGCAGCCCUCGUACACAUGUAAAUAAAUACAGGCGGCGUUACUCCAUGUUGUUUCUGUGUUUCAGUUGUUGCACGUGUCCUGAUCCAGGACAGAAUUUAAAUAAAGUUACUGCAAGUUUUUGUUUUUAUUCCGA
Molecule: messenger RNA, 6938 nt
Organism: Acanthochromis polyacanthus (spiny chromis)
Lineage: Eukaryota; Metazoa; Chordata; Actinopteri; Pomacentridae
Gene: rnf150b
Product: ring finger protein 150b
Exons: 6
Coding region: 438-1760 (440 amino acids)
Source: RefSeq, a predicted model, not a curated record